AUGGUUACCAGCAAAAACCAAGAUGCCUGUAAAAUCACUCUGGAUCCAAAGUCAGCACACAGAAACCUCGAACUGUCUGACAACAACAAGAGAGUGGAAACAGUGGACGAGCAGCAGCCGUAUCCUGAUCAUCGAGAAAGAUUUGAUACCUUCUGUCAGCUGCUGUGUAGAAAUGGUCUGACUGGGCGCCGAUACUGGGAGGUCGAGUGGAGAGGAAAGGUUGAUAUAGCAGUGUCUUACAUCAUGAUCAGGAGGAAGGGAUACAGCAGGACCUCCAGGUUUGGAGGGAACAAUCAGUCCUGGUGUCUGAGCUGCUCUGAUGAUUGUUACUCUGUCUGGCACAACAACACAGAGACGAUCACUCCUCUCCCUCCCUCCUCCAUCUCUCACAGAGUAGCAGUUUAUCUGGACUGUCCUGCUGGCACUCUGUCCUUCUACAGAGUCUCCUCUAAUAAACUGAUCCUCCUCCACACCUUCAGCACCACAUUCACUGGACCUCUGUAUCCUGGGUUUAGAGUCUGGACUGGUUCAGUGACUAUAUGUCCAGAGACUGCUGCAGAGUCACAAUGAUGACUGAAGAAUGCCCUUUUAAUCCAAACGAGAGCUCAUUCACACUAUAGCCUGUGACACUAGCAAACUGAAUAACUGAUCAGGAAGGCUGGCACUGUGCUUUUGUUAUGCAAAAGUAUCUGGAUGAACCAAAGGUAAUUUUGAGCAGAGUAGGUAGUUUUUACUAAUGAUGUGUUGAUUGCAAAAAAGUGGACUAUGAUCACUCUGUGAACGAUGGGAGUUAGCUCCUGUCUGAGAACAAAUCUCUUUUUCUCUUUGUCUUUUUUUGUUAAUACGAGACAGAGUAAAAGGAUGGUCUUUUUGCCAUCCUGAUCAGCCACAUGUAGCUUAUUGCACAGACUGAAUGUUGUGUUGAUGUGUCAUGUGACCAGUCAUGAGUGAUGACGGACAUCAUUUAAUACACGUGUGUAACACUGUUUGAUUGUUUUACAUUCAUGUUUUUAUACAAAACAACUGUAAAAGAAUGAUGUUGUGGAAAUUAUUGGAUGAAGUAUAAAAUAUUGCUAAAUUUAACUGAAUCAUCAAAGCUGGAAUUGGUACCAAAUGAAGAGCCAUUUGAGAGCCAAAAGAGUCCAGAAGGAUCCAUCUGCAGCCUCCAAGUCUCCUAUUUUAUAGUAACGUGACGUUGUACACCCAGCACUGCUGAAUAAAACACCUACUACAACACGCAGCUACUAAGCUACCAUUAGUUGGUUUAAUGCCAAUGUAUUUGAUAUUUAGCAGACUUUACCUGAAACAUGGCAACUGUCCAUGGACUGUAUAUUGUGUAUGUGGUCCGUGAGCAUAUUAUACAGUUUUGUGUCCAUUUGAACACAUGCAAGGAGAAACUACACAUAGUUGGGAAAACAUGAUUUGAUAAGUUUACAUGAAAUAGGGCAGUUUAACAUCAACUGCACUCUGGUAGUUCUCCACACUAGACUCAAACACAGCACCUCUGACCCUCUGAUCCACCUCCACACCUUCAACACCACAUUCAAUGAACCAGUCGACCCUGGGUUUGGGUUCCUGUUUGGUUCUUCAGUGUCACUGCACGAUAUAAAUGUAUAUAUGUAUAUAUAAAUAUAUAAAACGGUAUAAAGUGUGCUUAAUUCUUGUGUUAUUUAAAUAAUAUUUGUCAGUAACUGGGUAUUCAGCAUUUAAGAAACUGUUAAAAGUGAAGAUAACUGAUCAAGUAGAUGAAAUUAAAAUUAUUUUAUUUUUAUAUCUGUUUUUCUCUGGAAUUUAUUUCGUCGGGCAUCGUAAAUAUAAGAUUUUCAUAUAUAUAGUAAAUAUCUGUCUUGUUUUUGCUAUGAUUUUCUCUGUUUUGCUAUGUGAUAAAAACAACUUUCCCAAGUGAGAACAAUAAAAAGAUGAAGCCAGUAA
Stegastes partitus (bicolor damselfish) is the source of this 1932-nucleotide messenger RNA. RefSeq names its product stonustoxin subunit alpha-like. The coding region runs from base 1 to 570 and encodes 189 amino acids. NCBI's taxonomy places the organism in Eukaryota, Metazoa, Chordata, Actinopteri, Pomacentridae. The transcript is spliced from 2 exons. Gene Ontology annotation, molecular function: protein binding. The record is from RefSeq and is a predicted model, not a curated record.